AUGACAAAUACUGUGAAGGGGCUGUCAAGUGGAAAUAAGAAAACACUGAAAAUUUUUAGUCAUUUCACAGUAUUUACCUCUUCUGAGAAUUUCAACCUUUUCCUAAGUGAAAAAUUGAAUACAGCAGCAAACUUUUUCAGUCUUGAGGAUAUUUGUUCAACCUACGUCAUGGGAAGGCCUUUGUUUUUGUUUAUAUUUUUAUUCCUCUGGCAUUUCCUAAAUGCUUUAUUCACUGUUGAAGCUCCUCAGUCACUCUGCACUGUGGAACGUGGGAACAACGUGACCAUGGAAUGCACAUUUCCAGUGAAUGGGAAAUUAGAGUUAAGACAUUUAAGUGUCAGCUGGGAAAAGAAAGAUGAGUCAAAGCAGGUGUAUGUACUUCGCAAAGGAGAGGAAGACUUCAAAAAUCAGCACAGUGACUUUAAAGGCAGAAUAAAAUUGUUGAAAGAGAAUUUGAACUUGGGACAGUCUCUCCUUCAGAUCACUAAUGUAAAGCUCAGGGAUGCAGGGGUUUACCGCUGUGUUAUUGCCUACGGGGGAGCUGACUACAAGACAAUCCACCUGAAAGUUAAGGCUCCUUACAGAAUUAUAAACCAAGGAGUGGUUAGCGCAGGGCACAAUGAAUGGGAGUUAACGUGUCAGUCAGAAGGAUACCCAGAAGCUGAAGUGAUAUGGCAAAACAGAAACCAUGAAGAUUUGACUGAUAAGGCAAACACAAGAUUUGAAACUGGAAGUGACCAACUGUACCGUGUGACAAGUACCCUUACAAUCAAAAGUGGAAUUGAUGAGAUUUUUUACUGUAUAUUCUGGAAUAAAGAGCUGCAAGAAAACACAUCUGCCAUUUUACACAUAGCAGAUUCAGCUUACGGCAGUCUCCAGACUGAGAGCAGACGCUUUGUUGGAGCAGCUGUCAUUGCUACUGCUUUUAUUGGAUCAGGGCUUCUAUUUCUGCUCUACAUAAGAAAAGCUAGAACAAAUAAGGGCAACAGAACACCUGUGGCGAGUUCACCAAUAGCAAAGCUGUCAAAAGAUAAGGAUAAGCAUGACUGUAGAGAUGCUGAUUUUGAAGACAGAGAGCUGAAUAAGUAUAAAUGA
Messenger RNA from Cinclus cinclus, 1095 nucleotides. RefSeq names its product CD274 molecule (gene CD274). The record is from RefSeq and is a predicted model, not a curated record. Gene Ontology annotation, cellular component: external side of plasma membrane. Gene Ontology annotation, biological process: negative regulation of T cell proliferation; cell surface receptor signaling pathway; immune response. NCBI's taxonomy places the organism in Eukaryota, Metazoa, Chordata, Aves, Passeriformes, Cinclidae.